GUGCUGACUAAGCAGAGCUAAUCCUAAUUAGGGAAUACUUAUGAGUUACUUGAGUAACUCGUGAGUAUUUGAGUAUGAGUACGAGGAUUUAUCGUACUGAUGAGUAUGAGUACGUGCUAAUACUCACGAGUAUACUCGAGUUUCUAACCCUGACCCCAAGAGCUGGCAUUACUACGCCGCAAAAAUGCCAAUUUUUCAAUCUAUUAGCUUUAAAUAGAAGUUAAUACUAUGGGUAUUCGUUUCCUCGUAGGCAGCUCAGUCAGUUGGUGAUAUGGACCAUUCGGUGAGUUGUGGUCUGUGUGCUAAGAGAGGCGUCAGGGAAGGAACACCGAUAGCUCUGGUCCCUUCCAAAUUAAGAGCCGAUAAGGAUAACAAAACUCGAGGACAACCUCCAACCAUCCAUCCGCGUCGUUUCCACAUCCAAAGGCUUGAAUUGACCCCCGGUGGCGUACAAAGUCCUGCCUUUGCUCUAAAUUGCACCCGAAAUGGCAGACAUAAUGGCUAGUAUAGCGCUCCCUCAACGACCAAUAAUCCCAGUCAAGAAAGCACAUCGGAAACGCAAAAGUGACCAGGAUAAUGCACGGACAGGCCAGCACGACCAGAAGAGGCCAGUUCAAAAUGAAGCUUCUGACGACUGGUGGACAGAGAUUAUACACCAGCACCACACCCUCCUAACAUCGCACUCCCGCAUCCUCUCCGCGAUCCUCAAGACCUCACCGCCUGCCUCGGCGCGACACGAUACAAUCUCUAAAUUCUUGACAAAUACGAAGGAGAUGCUAGGGCAAGUGGGCGGCGUGGAAAACAACACGAAGCGGCGGCGCAGCGGCGGGUCAGAGGUCUUGAGGGAGCGUGGCGCGAAGCGAAGGAAUGCAGUGGAAGAGGAGGAGCUGUUAAGCCCGAGCCCGAGCGGAGAGGAGGGCGGGACUGCGUCGCAUUCUGUGCCGCUACAAGGAGGGAAGAAGAUGGGGGUGGAGCGGGUGUCGCCUCCGGAGGAGGUGGAAGUGGAGGUUGAUGAUCUUCGAGCGGAAGUGGAGGCGCGGCUGAAAGUGAAGGAGAGGGCGAAGCUGAAGAUGAAAGAGGGGAGUAAGAAGAGGAGGAGGCGAAGUAGCACACUCGAGGCGGAUGAGAGGAAGAAGGAGAAGAGGGUUAAGAGGGAGAGUUUCGGAAAGAAGAGGGGGUCGCCUGAGGCGGAGGUGGAGGGGAAGGAGGACAGGAUGAAACGGAGGAGGGUUACAUGAAAUUAAUGUUGAUCGAGGAAGUGGAGGCGAGUUAUACCCUGGCUUCAAUGUCUGUAUAUAAUCGCAUAGGGAGUGUAUGAGUGGUUGAUACCGGGAGAAGGGUAUAUUCCAUACUGUACACAUUACUACAAGCCCUGCCAGAUAACCCCAUCCCGAGCUACGCUCUUAUAUACACUUCUAGCUCAUUGUUGUCGUAAACUCUGAUCAUACAGCUCCUCCUCAUCCCAUCCGCACCUAUUUAUCUCCCUUCCCCCAAGUCCACACAUCCCAAAUCUGAUCCAUAAUCAAAUCCCCAUACCCCUUCCCCUCCUCCGCCGCCUUCUUCUCCCUCUCAUCCCUCUGCGCCUUCCACCCCUCCUUGGGCCUACUAUCCGUCGCACUGGCCAACACUUCUCCCAACCUGAUCCUCUCCUGUAACCGCUUCUUCUCCUCCGCCCUCUCAGCCAUAAACCCCGCUGCAGAAAACUUCGCCCGGUCAACUAUUGUCCUCCCUGUGUAAUCUCCCACUAAGUAGUUCCCGCUCAACCCCGUCGACGCCAGCGCCGCGAUGGUGUAGACGUCCAUCUUGCGCGGUGG
This is a messenger RNA of Pseudogymnoascus destructans, 1814 nucleotides long. RefSeq lists its product as uncharacterized. NCBI's taxonomy places the organism in Eukaryota, Fungi, Ascomycota, Leotiomycetes, Thelebolales, Thelebolaceae. The record is from RefSeq and is a predicted model, not a curated record. Bases 486 to 1238 code for a protein of 250 amino acids. The transcript is spliced from 2 exons.